Messenger RNA from Neoarius graeffei (lesser salmon catfish), 1764 nucleotides. RefSeq names its product betacellulin, epidermal growth factor family member (gene btc). Bases 277 to 813 code for a protein of 178 amino acids. NCBI's taxonomy places the organism in Eukaryota, Metazoa, Chordata, Actinopteri, Siluriformes, Ariidae. The transcript has 6 exons. Gene Ontology annotation, biological process: positive regulation of mitotic nuclear division; epidermal growth factor receptor signaling pathway; positive regulation of cell population proliferation. The record is from RefSeq and is a predicted model, not a curated record.
CGCUGCGCUUCUAACUAGGCCAGCUAACGCGGCUAAAUCAUUUACCUCAGGAGAGUCAAGCCGAGUUCACCGAGCUCAAAAUGUAACUUAUAACUUCUGCAACUCUAAUUUGAGCGUAUAUCGGAGUGUACGCCGGUACAUUUGCGUUUGGGGGCCUGAAUUAGGGAGUAAAGCGACUCAUUAGUGUCCUGUUGCGAGAGAGAGAGAGAGAGAGAGAGAGAGGGGUGAUCUGACCUAAAAAUGAACUGUUGAUUUUGGAGCUGUGACAAAUGACAGAUGGAGAAGACUCACACACUGCUGCUGGGGAUUUUUAUCACAGUUGCCCUAUGCAAAUACUCGCAGGCUGAAUGGAAUACGACGAGGAACACAGCGAAUAAGACGGUGUCCUGUGGUCCCCAUGACAACAGCAGCAACUGCGCAGACAUAAAGGAUAUCCACCAAUGGACUGACCAUUUUUCCAAGUGUCCCGAAGAGUACGCACAUUAUUGUAUCCAUGGGACGUGCCGUUUUGUGCAGGAGCAGAACACACCCACCUGUAGAUGUGAGCGUGGUUACAUCGGUGCCAGAUGUGAAUAUUUGGACUUUGACACUUUGGUGGGCGAACAGAGGGAACUGGUCAUCAUUAGCAUUGUAUCUGGACUGGUCAUUCUCCUUCUCACUGUCGUCUUUAUAUGUAUCUGCACACACAGAAGGCUAUAUCGAAAAAAGAGAAGAAAACGGAAGAAAAGGGAUGAAGUGGAGCGGCUGAACACACUAAGCACAAAUGAAGCUCCACCUGCUAUCGGGGAAGUGUCUGACACGAACAUAGUAUGAGAGCUGUAAAGCCAGUCUACAGGGAGUUCUCCUGCUGGACAGGAAGACAUCCUGCCUGAUUAAUGAAUCUGAAGGCCUUUACAUCGACCCAAGGGACACGGUGUGUGAUCCAGCGCCAGUCUUUAUAUAAUUCAUCUGAAAUUGGGAAUGAUUGCAAAGGCAGGAAGGUAAACAGCAAAAGACUGUGCUAUGUACUUUUUUUUCCAGACUGUAACACCAGCAGCAGUGUGUUUUUGAAUGUUAUUGAUGUUAUGGACAAACAUCUGUUCCUUGUUUAACAAGCCAGAUUUGCAGAUCACUAGAACUGUCACCCAUAGAAUGGAUCUGUUUUUCUGUAAUGUCCUAAAUGACCGUUUAAUAGAUGGUUAUGUUAGACCAAUGAAUCCCUUUGUCUAAGAGAGGUUAAUGCUUUGCAGUAAAAAAAAAAAGUCUUUUAAAAAAUAGUCAGACGCGGCUCAUAUUUCUGACUGUUAUCGUGAUAAAACAGAAAAGAUUAAGGUGAUUUCAAGACAUUUUUAUACAUUUAACUUGUGUAAAGCUUGAAAUUGUCCUCUACUGGCAGAUAAUUUGACUGCUUUUUAGAAAUAAUGAGCAAAAUGAUCUACCAGGAGAGCAAGACAAUGAACUCUUAAUCAUCUUGCAUUUCUUUUCACACUAAGAAAUAUUAAAUAAAUUUGGCUAUAUUCAGUAUAUUUUUGUGAAGAUAUCAUUGCAGAGUGUGUGUGUGUGUGGGGGAAUCUCAAAACUCUUUGGCGGCAAAGUGCAAUGAGAAGACGACAAACGCAUCAUUCAGAGGCACUUGCCUCAGAAUCAAGAUAAUGGUUACUGCAAUGUUUGUCAAAUAAUUUAAACAUUUCUAGCAAAUACACUGAUCUAUUUAUUGCUGAAAAAUGUUAAAAGAAAUCUGCUAAUGUAGUGUUGUGCUGUUUUAUUUGCUAUGUAGAUUGAAAG